Eruca vesicaria subsp. sativa (arugula) is the source of this 1359-nucleotide messenger RNA. NCBI's taxonomy places the organism in Eukaryota, Viridiplantae, Streptophyta, Magnoliopsida, Brassicales, Brassicaceae. The record is from the annotation of a GenBank genome assembly.
AUGAUCCUCCCAUCACAUCUAUUUCGAGUAAUCUCACUCUCUCUUCUGCUCUAUCGGAAACUGAAUCUGUCGUCGUCGCUAAAUUGGUACGAUCUGUCUACAGUAGCGGAUACGGGAAUUGGAAGCAAUUUGGGGGAAUUCCAGGAUCUGAGGUGCCCUAGAGAGCUCAAUGGAGCGAAGAUUUGGGUUGCAGGCUUUUCUGACGAUGAGGUGUUCUGUUAUCAUAUCAAUCUUGAUGAGUAUAUAUCUAACAAAAGAAUCAAAAGACAACCUUCUCAGCCUAAGAGUGGUGCCAAUUUUAGUGGGACUGAAGUAUCUCUGAGUGUCUCUGGAAGUAUGGAUCUUCUUGUGCCCCCCAUAAUUACCUUCUUUCAAAAGGUCUGUCUUCUCUUCCGCAUCCUUAAUGUCACAAUGGAUCUGAUGGUUAAACCAGGGGCUUCUCCUGGCAUUCAAACUCAAUACGUCUUUGUAGUGAACGCUGAUGAAACUCCUUGCUUCACUGCCUCCAACCUUCAACAGUUAACGUCUGGUCUUAAAGACUAUGUUUUAAGGCAUGGGAACUGCUUGGAUAUGAUGUGUGACCAUUGCUUCUCUGAUAGAGAGCAUCUAAAAGUUGGAAGUGUAACAGCUUGCCAUGAUGAAAAUCGUAAGAGACCUGGAGGGACAAUGGAAGUGGUGAUUGUAAUAAGUGACUUAUUAGAGACAACUCGCCAAUGCAGCAGAUCACGUGACGGCAAAACAGAGGUUUUAUACUUUGACAAUUUCUCUCCUUCCCCUAUUCCACAAGUUGCCUUGAGUGCAUUGCAAAAAAUUGACUGGAAAAGUUACGGUUUGAUCCUGGCGAGUGUGAACGAACAAGAUGGACAUGUGUUUCUCGAAUGGGAAAAUUUCCCUUCAUAUGUUCAAAUACAUAUCGCUCUCCAUUGGUAUCACAAUAAGUAUCCAACAAGACAAAAGACUGAGCCUGGUAUAAAUCUUGUGAAGAAUGGAAUUAAAAGUGCAUUGGAUAAUUUAAAGGCUAAACAUGAGGGUUUUCUUCUAAGCUCCCAUGCUCGAAAGAUUUGCAGCUAUGUUCCUGACCUUGCAAGAUCAUUAGCAGGCCUCAUAUUCUCCUCUACUGACAUAGACUUCCAAGGAGAUUGCCUAUCUGUUCUUGGCUUUCAGCCUCAAGAAGUUGAACGUGAAGCUGUUGAAGACUAUAUCCAGAGAAAGAUUGUUGCGGUUAUAGGAAUGAAUGAGAGUAAAACCCAAAAAGACCAAGAAGCUGCUCCCUUUCUGUUUUUUGAAGGCGAGUCUGAGACAUCGUACUUUGAGGAUGAGGAGAUAGAAGGUGAGUAUUACCCUUCCUCCCUGGAAUGA